AUGAACAAAAGCCCUAAACGUUCUUUUUUAAUAAUAUAUUCUUUAGAAGAGAAGGAGAUUGCUGACGUUAACUCCUUACAGAAGGAAUUUGAAGAGAUUGCGAACAAAGCAAGUACGGACAGUGAAAAUAUAGUAGAUUUUGAUAAUAAGGUAGUGUUUGGGCUUAAAGUAGAAGACGCCUUUGAAGAGGUUGAGGGCGAAAAUGACUUAUUAAAUGUGGAAAGUACAGAUAGUGAGAGUACAGAGGUUGAGGGCGAAAGCAUCUUGUCGAGUGUGGAAAGUACAGAUAGUGAGAGUACAGAAUUUGAUGAUAAUAUAACAUUUAGGCUUGAAAUAGAAAGAGGUAAUCAAGAGCUAUCUAUAAACCAAAUAUCACAUGAAUUGAAUCACAUGUUGCUGAAUAAUUAUGUUCAAUAUAUUUAUUUUUAA
Messenger RNA from Rhizophagus irregularis DAOM 181602=DAOM 197198, 429 nucleotides. Lineage: Eukaryota; Fungi; Glomeromycota; Glomeromycetes; Glomerales; Glomeraceae. The record is from RefSeq and is a predicted model, not a curated record.